AUGGAGCAGCAGAUCCUACAGGCGGUGGAGAUCGCUUUGAGCGGCACGGCAGACGCCAGUCUAAAGAACCAGGCGAUCCAGUUUGUCAACGAAAUCAAAGCCACAGAAGAAGGAUACAAAACAUGUCUUGAUCUCUUGGUGGCGAGCCCAGCAGGGACCAAGUUGAACGACGGGCUUCGCUUCUUCAUUUUCCAGGUGCUCGACGAGAACAUCGACAAGUUGACCCAAGAACAGUUGUAUACCUUGAACACAAGCAUGUUCAAGUACCUCAACGACAUCAUUGCGUUGGACGGCGACGAUGCCGUCUACUUGCGGAACAAGUUGGCCGACGUGUUUGGCCAUCUCUUCUGCUUGGUGUAUCCGUCCGUGGACGCCGAUUUUUUGAAGACGUUGCUUUUGUUGGCACUGUCCAACAACAUUCUUAGCGUCGACUACUACUUGCGCAUCAUGAUCCUGAUCCACUCUGAGAUUGGCGACAAACUCAUUUCCAGAACACGAGAAACCCAGGACCGCAACAACGCCUUGAAGGACUUGAUUCGUGAGCGGGACAUGCCGCAACUUGUCCACAGCUGGAAAACAGUGUUGCAACUGGUGAGAGACGAAACGGCGCAGGGAAAUGCUCUCAAGUUGGUGGGGUACUAUGUGGACUGGAUGGAUUUCACGUUGUUUAUCCAGAACGGCUUCUUGCCUCUCAUUUACGAUUUUUUGUCCGUGUUCGAGUUGAGAAGACAAGCAUGCCUGACGCUUGUGGAAAUCAUCUCGAAGAAAAUGAAGCCCGCCAGCAAACUAGAGCUCAUUAGCAUUUUAGAUUUGGCGUCGAUCAUGGGCUCGUUGAAAGACAACGAUGUCGAUUUCAUCGAAGACAUGUCCCGCCUAGCCAACCAGAUGGGGCUUGAGUUGACCAUAGUUUUGGAAAACGAUGCAUCUUUGCUUCCCGAAAUCAACGCGCUACUUCACAAGUUGUGGCCGAUUGUCUUGGACUUCUUGGGCCACGACUACGACGAUGUUUCUCUGCAAGUUUUCCCAUUCCUCCAGCUGUUCUUGCUUCUCUGCAAAAAAGUGCCCGCUUUGGCCACAGACGACUUGUUGUCGACCAUAUUGAGAAAAGUCAUUGACAAGAUGAAGUACGAUGAAGACGACGAUCCUUUUGACGACGAUGAAGACUUCCAAGAAGUCCGUCUGCGCUUGAAAACUGUGCAAGAUACCAUUGCCGUGUUAAGACCACCAUUGUACUUGGAAAUUGUUCCUGCAGUGAUAGAAAGCACCAUUUUCAACAGCACAUCGUUGAGUUGGGUCUCUGUCGACUUGGGUCUCUAUGUGUUGAGCAACUUUGCCGACUCGUUGAAGAACAACUUGAUCAAUCUUCCGAAAAACGAAAUCGCCACGUCAAAGCCGUACCAGGCUGUGCAAGACUUUUUGGUGAAACUCAUUAACAACUUCAGUUUGAUCAGCCACCCGAAGAACCAGUUGGGUUUUUUCGAGUUGAUUAUCCGCCACUUUAGCACAAAAACUUUCAAUAACACCACCAACACGAGCUUGGAGGAGUUGGUGACAAAAAUUAUAGAACUUUUUUCCGAGUAUGGCUUGUUCAAUUCAGUGGAAAGCGUCAGAUUGAGAACCUGGUAUCUCUUUUUCCGCUUUGUCAGCGCCACCAAGCCUAAAUUGAACGAGUUUGUUUUGGAAAAUUUGUUGAUGAAAGUCCAGCCUUUGCUUGUGAUCAAAGCAGAAUUACCCACGAGAGACGAGGACGACGACUUGAUUGAAAACGGCAACUUCAACAGCCAGCUUUAUUUGUUUGAGUCCGUUGGUAUGUUGGCAUCUUUAACCGGAUCCCCAGCCACCACAGCCAAGUGCGUCGAUCUUUUGUUCCAACCUCUCUUCAGCAGCUUGGAAACAUGUAUUUCUCGCGAGGACAAAGAUGUCAACCCAUUGAUUCCUUUGCAAGCCCACCACUUGCUCAUGGCCACGGCUACAGUAAUCAAAGGCUUGGAUACACAGGCCCCAGGAAGAAGUUCCCCUUUCAAGUCUGAUGAAAAUUUGGCCAGCAAGAUCAGCAACUCGUCGCAGGUUGUUUUGAUCACGUUGGAAAACUUCAACAAGUUUGAGAGUGUGAGAGACGCCUCUCGUUUUGCAUUUGCACGGUUGAUGCCUAUUUUGGACAUUCAAUCCAGUGCCCAUUUGAGCAAGCUCGUUUCUUUGAUCUUGGCGGCGCCCAACUUGAAAAUCCAGGAGCUUGGGGACUUUUCGGGUUUUGUUGGACAGAUUGUACACCAGUUCAAAAACAACGAUGCAAUUUUCCAGUUGUUGAACGACUUGUUGACACCUAUGAUCCGCAAGAUUUUUGAGAUGCUUCUGAUGGAGGAGGAAAACAACCCCAACUUGGUCCGGGAAAAAUACGCUUUAAAGCGGGCGUUGCUUACGUUUCUCAGCAUGAUUGUUCUUAACAAUCAGUUUUCCUUGCUCUUGACUGAGACAAACAAACCCAUCUUUCCUCAGCUCUUGACUUCUUUGGUCGAUUACGCAUGCGAUUUAGAAGACACUGCCACUACAAAAUUGGCCGUGACCCAAUUCGGAAACGUCAUUACUGUUCUUGGAUGCCAUGGUGGUAAAAUCAAGGAUGAAAAGGACAAGUUUGCUGCGGCUCUCGCACCAAUUGAAGGAAUCGACGACUAUUUGAUGGAAAACACCGUGAAAUUGUGCUUUGCAUUGCCUUUCCAGCAGCAGGCUUUCGACUUGAAGGAUGCACAGCUCCGUAAUGUUGCUCUGGAGCUUUCGCUGUUGCUCAAAAUUUACCAGGAACAGCUGACUCAGCAAGAGUUUGUGAACUAUUUGGGCAACUACUUGACUAAUAUGGGUUUGGCCCAGGAUAUUGCAUCGGACUUUUGCGGCAAGCUAGUGGAGUUGAGCGCAAAGGACUUUAAACGGUACUAUGUGAGCUUUUUGACGGAGUUCAAAAAGUGA
This is a messenger RNA of Clavispora lusitaniae ATCC 42720, 2961 nucleotides long. Its product is annotated as Ran GTPase-binding protein. Gene Ontology annotation, molecular function: small GTPase binding; tRNA binding. NCBI's taxonomy places the organism in Eukaryota, Fungi, Ascomycota, Pichiomycetes, Serinales, Metschnikowiaceae. Gene Ontology annotation, cellular component: nuclear matrix; nuclear pore; cytoplasm. The record is from RefSeq and is a predicted model, not a curated record. Gene Ontology annotation, biological process: tRNA re-export from nucleus.